GUUGUUUGCGAGGAUUAAACCCAUUACUGGAUGACAUUAACAUUUCACACCCACUACUUCAAAAUGCAGGCAGCUCUAACCUUUGCUCCAACCCUUCUCCCUUUGACACCCUCCAAGAACUUUUCCCUACCGACCAGUUUUCCUCCUAAAACUAGCUCGCUUGGUGCUCGCUUUGCCCCAAUCAAAGCAACUCCCGCUGCCAAUGCUAAUGAUACUACCACAGUUGAUUACAGUUCCAUAAACUCUGUAUUUCCAGCAGAGGCUUGUGAAACUAUUGGUGGAGAAGCCUGUUUGGCAGACAUAUACCCUGAAGUAAGGCUCCAACCAGAGGCCACAAACAGGACAGCCAGAAUCGGUUCCGAGGAUGUUGACAGAGAAUAUCUCGAGUACACAGAUGCAAAGACGGUUUUCCAAGGAGAGGCUUGUGAUGAUCUUGGAGGAAUCUUCUGUGAGCACGAGUAUCAGAAAGGGGUCUAUUAGAGGAAAGCUGCUUGCUUUGUCUAAUAACACAUAUGUUAGUGUUGAACCAAUGUAUAUGCUUCAGGUUCUCUAAUUACAAUGUGUAACUGCAUAUGUUCCUCAAUCUAUAAUAAAUAGACUUUGUGGGAA
This is a messenger RNA of Juglans microcarpa x Juglans regia, 609 nucleotides long. Its product is annotated as light-regulated protein 1, chloroplastic. The transcript has 3 exons. Lineage: Eukaryota; Viridiplantae; Streptophyta; Magnoliopsida; Fagales; Juglandaceae. The record is from RefSeq and is a predicted model, not a curated record. Gene Ontology annotation, cellular component: chloroplast. The coding region runs from base 31 to 480 and encodes 149 amino acids.